Molecule: messenger RNA, 939 nt
Organism: Penicillium manginii
Lineage: Eukaryota; Fungi; Ascomycota; Eurotiomycetes; Eurotiales; Aspergillaceae
Gene: tpcB
Product: metallo-beta-lactamase type thioesterase tpcB
Exons: 2
Coding region: 1-939 (312 amino acids)
Biological process (GO): secondary metabolite biosynthetic process
Source: RefSeq, a predicted model, not a curated record
AUGGGUGAAGGAGGAUACCAGCAGAUCAACAAAAGCUUGAAUGCUUGUGCAUUCGAUGACUACCUGAUCGCUCAGCAGUCGCGACUCCCUAAGUUACUCGAUGUCGAUCAACUUAGUCCCCGCGUUCUCCGUAUUCUUGGACAGAAUGCCGGCAAGUUCACACUUCAAGGCACAAACACGUAUAUUCUCGGUACCGGACGGCAGCGGCUCAUCAUCGACACCGCGCAAGGGUACCGCGCAUGGGCGGACUUGAUUGAAGAAACAUUACAUGAGCGAUCUAUUGAACUAUCUCAUGUGUUCCUGACGCAUUGGCAUGGCGAUCACACCAAAGGCGUGCCGGACUUGCUCCGCCUGUACCCAUACUUGGCUGAUGCCGUAUACAAGAAUUCUCCCGACAACAACCAGCAGCCAAUUGAGGACGGUCAAAUAUUCGCUGUAGAGGGGGCCACGAUUCGCGCGGUUCACGCCCCGGGCCACUCGCAUGAUCAUAUGUGUUUUGUGCUUGAGGAAGAUAACGCCCUGUUUACGGGUGACAACGUGCUCGGGCAUGGAACGAGUGCAGUGGAGCAUCUUGGCAUGUACAUGGACGCGCUGCGAAAGAUGCAGGCGCAGGGCUGCGUGACGGGGUACCCGGCGCACGGAGCCGUUAUAUCUGAUUUGCCGGGAAAGAUUGAGGCGGAAAUUGGACAGAAGACGCGCCGCGAGAGGCAGUGCCUCGUCGCGCUAGACCGGCUUCAUCGAGAGAAAGGAUCGGUUGGACAAGCGGGUAGCGUGACGGUUAGCGAGCUGAUUGAUACGAUUCAUGGUCACCAGCUAAACGAACAGGUACGGACGAAGGUAGUAGGCCCGUUCAUCGAUGAAGUCCUCUGCAAGCUGGCCGAGGAUGGCAAAGUAGGAUUUUGCGUGCGGAGGGGAGUAAAAAAAAAUGGUUUUCCUUGA